Molecule: messenger RNA, 1476 nt
Organism: Euleptes europaea (tarantolino)
Lineage: Eukaryota; Metazoa; Chordata; Lepidosauria; Squamata; Sphaerodactylidae
Product: cytochrome P450 2C29-like
Exons: 9
Coding region: 1-1476 (491 amino acids)
Biological process (GO): arachidonate metabolic process; xenobiotic metabolic process
Cellular component (GO): cytoplasm; intracellular membrane-bounded organelle
Molecular function (GO): oxidoreductase activity, acting on paired donors, with incorporation or reduction of molecular oxygen, reduced flavin or flavoprotein as one donor, and incorporation of one atom of oxygen; heme binding; iron ion binding
Source: RefSeq, a predicted model, not a curated record
AUGCUGGGCUUAAGCGGGUUCUUGGCAGCUACCCUGGCUUUUCUCCUGGUUUGGCAGUAUCUGAAGCUGAGAUGGUUGAGCCGGCAGUACCCACCCGGACCCACCCCCCUGCCCAUCAUUGGGGGUCUCUGGCGCUUGGACUUCAGGAUGAAACAAGAAAUGUUCACCAAGAUCGCAAAGGAUUAUGGAAAUAUUUUCACCUUGUGGGUGGGCCACAAGCCUAUGGUUAUACUGAACGGGUACCAGGCAGUGAAAGAAGCGAUGUAUACCCAUGGCGAACAGCUGACCGGAAGACCAAUAACUCCUUUCGUUGCUGCUACCAUGAAGGGAAGAGGAAUUCUGUUUGCCAGCGGACACACCUGGAAGCAACAGAGGCGUUUUUCGAUGAUGACUCUGCGGAAUUUAGGCUUGGGGAAAAAGAGUAUGGAGUACCAGAUCCAGCAGGAGGGGCAGCACCUGGUGGAAUCCUUUGUGAGCGAAAAAGGCAAACCCAUGGAUCCAACUUUCUUCAUCACCUGCUCUGUCUCCAAUGUGAUCUCGGCUGUGCUGUUUGGACACCGCUUUUCUUAUGACGACAAGACGUUCCAAAGCUUGGUCCAAGCGAUUGGUUUUAUGUUUCGUUUUAUGCCCAGCCCGUUCCGUAUUGCAUAUGAUAUUUUCCCACGGCUCAUGUCCUACCUACCAGGACCUCACCAGAAGGCUUUUGGUUGCUUGGAAUUUGGCCAUUCCAAGGCCAAGGAGGAAAUCACAAACCACAAGGAGACCCGGGACCCCCUUGAUCCACAGGAUUUCAUCGACUACUACCUGGAUCAGAUUGAAAAAACCAAAGAUGACCCCAACAGCACAUUUGAUGAAGACACCUUGCGCCAGCUAAUUAUCGACUUCUUUGCAGCUGGGACAGAGACAUCCACCACGACACUUAGAUGGGCCCUGCUCUACAUGGUCGCUUAUCCUGACGUCCAAGAGAAACUCCAGAAGGAGAUCCAUACAGUUCUCGGACCUUCUCACGUGAUCUGUUAUGAGGAUCGGAAGAAACUGCCUUACAGCAAUGCUGUGCUUCACGAGGUUCAACGUUACAGCAAUAUUUUGCUAGUUGGGUCUUUCAGAGAAUGUGUGGAGGACAUAAACUUGCUAGGCUAUCACAUAAAGAAGGGUACUGUGGUCAUCCCAGAGGUAUCAUCUGCCAUGUGUGACCCUGAGCAGUGGGAGACCCCUUUUCAGUUCAACCCAAAUCAUUUCCUGGAUAAAGAUGGACAUUUCUUUGCCAGAGAAGCCUACCUUCCAUUUUCUGCAGGACCUCGUGUGUGUUUGGGAGAGCGAAUAGCAAGGACAGAGCUCUUCAUUUUUUUCACCAACAUUAUGCGGUCUUUUAAAAUCCAGCUGCCAGAGGGUGUGAAGCAUGCCAACACAGAUCCCAUUUAUGGGGGGCUGGUUUUGCUGCCCCGCCCAUAUAAGAUUUGUGCUGUUCCUUACUAG